Molecule: messenger RNA, 1203 nt
Organism: Lotus japonicus
Lineage: Eukaryota; Viridiplantae; Streptophyta; Magnoliopsida; Fabales; Fabaceae
Product: cytosolic sulfotransferase 14-like
Exons: 1
Coding region: 338-835 (165 amino acids)
Biological process (GO): sulfation
Cellular component (GO): cytoplasm
Molecular function (GO): sulfotransferase activity
Source: RefSeq, a predicted model, not a curated record
CAUAUACACGAGAGAGGAUUCAAAGAAACAUUGGCACACUUGUUUUGUGUCAUUUGGUUUUUGGUGAGAAUUCUAGUUUCAUUUGAGAGAGUUAUUUUGUGAGAAAAAUAUUUCUCUUUGUCCUCAUUUCUAUAAGAGGAUUUGUUGUACUCUCCCUUUUACAUAGUGGAACUUUGCUCGUGAUCGCCCGUGGUUUUUUACCUCUCACAUUGGGAGGGUUUUUCCACGUAAAUCUUGUGUGUUCUUUUUCUUGCCACUUUACUUUUACUUCUCUUUAAUUCUCAAUUAUCUCGAUCAUGUGCUUCCGCAUUGCGCUGAUACCCUAACAGACACUUUCAUGUCUUCUUGGUGUUUUAUCAACAAAAUCAAACCACCUUCCUUACCCAUAUUGAUGAUUGAGGAGGCUUUUGACAUGUUUUGUAAUGGGGUGGUUGGGUUUGGCCCCUUUUGGAAUCACAUGUUGGGUUAUUGGAAUGAGAGCAGGGAGAGACCAAACAAAGUUUUGUUUUUGAAAUAUGAGGACAUGAAAGAAGAUCCUGAAUUUUACUUGAAAAAAAUUGCUGAGUUCUUGGGUUGCCCUUUCUCCUUGGAGGAGGAAAGUGGGGGUGUAAUUGAGAACAUAAUUGAUUUGUGUAGCUUUGAGAAGAUGAAGGAAUUGGAGGUAAAUAAAUCUGGAACAUUUGCCAGGAAUUUCAAAAACAAGUUCUUGUUCAGGAAGGGUGAAAUUGGUGAUUUUGUUAGUUAUCUUUCACCUUCCAUGGUGGAGAAAUUAUCCAAAGUCAUGGAAGAGAAGCUAGGUGGAUCUGGUUUGUCAUUUAGAGUGAACUCUCAAUAGUGGGGCAUGAACAAUUAAUCUAUGUGUGUACAAUGUUGUACAAGUAACUUUACAAGCCUCAAAAUGAACUCUGUUUAUUUUUAGCUAUAUAUGCAAUGCAAUAACCAUUCAUGUGUUUCAUAGACAUGUGCAUCAAAUGUUGUUGUGGAUCCCUACUCUCCUCAGAGAUCACGUGCGUAGGGUAACAUAAACCCUGUGGUUGUGAGAAUUCUCAGUUAUAUAUGUUUCUCUCAUUAAUGUAUGAACUACGUUUUGGUUGUGAGACGUGGUUUUGUCAUGUUCUAUUGUUCUCUAAUGUUUGGCAACAAAUACUAUGAAUACUUCUUUUGCACAUUAUGUUGAGCUCUGUAAUGUACUUUAGAACGAAU